Messenger RNA from Cydia fagiglandana, 790 nucleotides. RefSeq lists its product as uncharacterized. The record is from RefSeq and is a predicted model, not a curated record. The transcript has 2 exons. The coding region runs from base 98 to 682 and encodes 194 amino acids. NCBI's taxonomy places the organism in Eukaryota, Metazoa, Arthropoda, Insecta, Lepidoptera, Tortricidae.
AAUCCGUUGCAUACAGUCGACUGCCUGGUUUAUUGAUUAUUUUCCACCUUUAGCCAUCGAAAUUCCCUCUUCUUUAUUUGGUCCUUCUUCCUCACUCAUGAUCUUGCGAUCUAAAACCAAGCAGUCGGCUAAAAGCGCUAAAAUGACGCGCUCGGAAACGGGUACCCCUGCCACGGGUAGGCUCGGCCAGUCCAAAAAGUUGGACCACGGUGCGGCCGACGCCACCGUACCACCCGCGGCUUCCGACCCGCAAAUCCCCGGGACGUCUCGCGAGUGCCUCCCAACCGGCACCAGCGCCGAACAAGUUAAUGUUCCCCUCAGUUGCAGGUCUCGCGCUUCGGGCUCUACGCGAUCAUCGGCCACGAUCAGGGCACGACGAUUGACCGCGGAGGCCCACUUGGCCCGCAAAAGCAUAGAAAGGGAACAGGAGCUCUUUCAACGCGAGCUCGACAACCAACGGAAACUCCUUGAGCAGGUUAAACAGGUAGAACAGCUUGAACUUGAAGCGAAAAUAGUCGCCUUAGAAGCCGAGGAGCGAUCCAAUCACACGAAAAUACGGCGCGUCUAUAUAACGCACUCCGCGGGCCCGCCCGGGAGGCCGUCGCCUCUUUACUCAACACCGCGGCAGCUUCCGAAGAUAUCAUGGCAGCACUCGAACGUACAUUUGCUUGUCCCGAAAUGAUUGUCUUCGGCGAAGUACAGAUUUUGAAAACGCUGCCUCGGCUCGGGCCUGACCUAAAGGAGAUAGGUAUUUUCGCUAACAAGGUACGCAAUUCUUUAUCUACUAUGA